Misgurnus anguillicaudatus (oriental weatherfish) is the source of this 11963-nucleotide messenger RNA. NCBI's taxonomy places the organism in Eukaryota, Metazoa, Chordata, Actinopteri, Cypriniformes, Cobitidae. The record is from RefSeq and is a predicted model, not a curated record.
GGAAGUGAAGAAGUCAAAUUGGCUGCAGUUUACAGCUCUGUUGAGUUCUCAGAAAUUAAAACCCUGUAAACUCAACCGUAGCGCUGAAAAACAAACAGCCAGUAAUGAGAAGCACGGCAUGGCAGAAAGACAGGACAAUGAGGUGGAGGAGGCUGAUCAGGUGUAUCUGCUGAUGAAAGAGCAGUACAGGUUAUCACGUAAUGUGCGUCUGUCCUGGUUCCUCAGCAGAUUAAAUCAGGUCAUCCGACCCAGUUCCCAGUCUGACCUGCUGAAAUCAGAGAACGAGUUGGAUGUUUUGAGUGUCCUCCCGAAAGGAUGGCAGCCCGGUUCUCCCCCUUCUUCUUGCGCGUGUCUGCUGGUUCCCUCCACACGCGUGAUCUUCCUGGCUCGCCGGUACCGCCUUAUCAUUCAGCUGGACCUGAGUCCUUCUACCGGGAUUGUGGAUGAUAGCACAGGAGAGAUGAUCUUUGAUGAAGUCUUCCACGCUCUCUCUCGCUGUUUGGCCGGACUGGCGAGACCCUUCGUGGUUCCAGGAACUGGGCACGUGUUUAAGCCUGAGAUCUUCAUCACCAUUUUGGCCUAUUCCUCCAUCAUCGGUCUUAGUUCUCAUCAGGUGCUAGUUCAGGGCUGUCAGCUGGGCUCCAUGGAUCUGGAGAAGUUCCUGCAGCAGAUCUAUCAGCAGCUGAGAGCCGUGGAGAGCAACAUCGCUGUGGUCCUUCAACAACAGCAGAAUCAGUUGUGUGGAUUUCUGAGUCAGUCCUUCUGUAAUGAUGCUGUGGAAGAGACGUCUCAGAGGAAGCUGGCGGUUUCCAUGGUAACCGCGGAUGUUGGACUGGUCAGCAUGGUGAGGCAGGGGAUUCUAGCACUACAACUUCUUCCUCCAAACUCUGGCGCAGGAAUAAUAAUCAUUACGGAUGGAGUGACGAGUGUUCCUGAUGUAGCUGUAUGUGAAACUCUACUGAACCAGCUGAGAAGUGGAACCAUCGCCUGCUCAUUUGUCCAGGUGGGCGGGGCUUAUUCAUACAACUGUAGUUUUGGCUACAUCCCCAAUGUGGAGAUAAUGAAGUUUAUCUCCAUGGCAACCUUUGGCUCAUACCUGUCCACGUGUCCAGAACCCGAAUCUACAGGCCAAGGGAUGAACGCCUAUCACCGCGCCUUUCUCACAUACUCCUUCUUCAGGACGGGCGAGUCUAUGAACCCAGAGUAUUACUGCUUCUCUCAGCACAGAUUGUUUAAUGAACAUCUGGUGUCGGCCAGCGGAAACCCGGCGCUGGUCAUGCGCAGGAAGAAACACACGGAAAAGGAAGUUCAUGCCGAUUUGAUCAGCGUGCUGUCUGUCAGAUUGAGAGAAGGAUACACCAUCCGAGAGAUUAACAUCACUAAAGGAGGAACUCAGCUGGAGGUGAAGCUGGUUCUCCUCUGGAAGCACAACAUGCGUAUCGAAUACCUCGCUGUGGCUCCCUGGCCCCUGGAUCCGGCCAAACGUGUUACGUGGAUGGAAGUGACCAUGGAGGGCAGCUAUGACAUCCUGCACGACAUCAGCUGUACCAUGCGCAAGCCAAUCACGAGCCCCUAUCGCACAUCUGUCAUACGGCGAUUCUGGAACACACUGCAGAGCAUUAACCAGACAGACCAGAUGCUGGUACACCUGCAGUCAUUUAACUCCAUCCCAGAGCAUUACACGAUUCCUGAAAGCACAAAAAAUGGAGUUCCUCUGUUUUAUAUCCCACCUGGAUCCACCACACCGGUCCUCUCCCUCCAGCACAGUGGCUCUAAAGACUCCAGCCAGUCACAGUUUGCCUUCUACUGGAAGCCCAUCCUGUCAAUGGACGCCAACGUCUGGCAGCGCUGGCUGCACAUGCAUCGCAUUGCCAUGAUUCUGGAGCAUGACAUCCCCGUCCCAAAGCAUGUGCACAAUGCCGGCAGUAACGGUCGAUUUAGUACCAUCCAGUGCAGGAUCUCGCAUUCGGCCCUCACCUCGCUGCUGAGAGAUUGGAGCUGUUUUGUCCUGGUGGAGGGCUACUCGUAUGUCAAACUCAUAUACAGUGGCCCUGAGUCGCCGCCCGUCUCUUUCUACCUGGUGCGUCUGAUCUCUAAAGCUCCCUGCAUGGUGCUGCGAUUAGGUUUUCCUAUAGGAACUCUAGCCCACACCAGGAACAAGAUCGUGGAUGAACUUCGACAGCAGAUUCUACGACUGCGCUUCCCUCAUCGCGUCCAGAAUAAAGAAGCCACACCAAAGACCAAACGUAAGAUUUUGGGUAACUCGUCGCCCUCGAAAUCGCCACCUCUUCCUGCCCCAAAGCCUGCGCUGUCCGACCGGCCAUGCGUGGUGCUGCUUAACAAACCUCUUGAAAAAUUACUGAUCAGGUACGACAAGCUUCCGUCUGAUUUCCGCACGCCUUUCAUUUUAAACAUGGAGCCGUUUGCCCAGCCGUGCCCAGCCAUGGGCGGCUCUCUCAGCGUUGCCGCCAGCCGGACCGCGUCCUCCACCAUGGCAACGCUCUCCAGAUACUUUCUGCAUCAGCGUUGGGUUUGGGCUGUGCAGAACGGACCGGGAACCGCUGUAUCCCUGCAGGCUGUGGCUCACAUCCUCUCCAUGCUCUCGGAGAUCCGACUCUCUGAGGGCUUCCAUUUCGCAGCCAGCGCUGAGGGUAUCGUCAACAUGGUGAUCGAACUGCCAGUACAGAGUGCACCUGUUGGUUUGGACCGAGAACAGCACACCUGUAUAGUGCAGUAUAUCCUGUUUCCACCUCACUCAACCUCCACCAAAGACAGUUUCUCCACAGAUGAUGAUAAUGACACAGAGGUGGAGGCUAUAGAUGUGGACACGGAGCUCAGUUUGGUGACCGAGUGUUGGGUGGAGCCUCAGAGUGGAACCGUAUGCAGUUCACUGGAUCAACAUCAACACUUUCAGAACCUCAUGUAUCAGGAGAUACCUCAGGCUAUUUUUCCACGCGAUCUGUCGUGCAUGUCUACGAUGAUUACGUUUGAAUACCUCAUUCAGCUGUGUCAGAAUAAAGAGCAAGUGUGUCCUCUCAAUAGCGGCAGAGACGCUCCAGGCGAGGUCACCACCACCCCUGUCGAUGACUGCAUACACAUCGUGCCUUUCCAGUUUGACCUGAUGAAGCUCCUGCCCAAGUGCCAACAGAUUGAGCUCUUCUUCUAUACCUUCGGUUGGGAUCAAGAGGAAUCGACUCGAUGCUCCACCUCUCUGCCCAAUGACAUCCUGUUGAGCCUCUUCCACGGCUCUCUCCAGACCGAGCUGAGUGAUCGAGAGAUCCCAUUGGACAGCGGAGAUCAUGUGGCAUUCAUGCAUCACAUUCUGGAGCGGGAAAGGGACGGUCACCUGGCUCCGUUCUCAUUACCUGUCAUUAAAGAGGAGUGUGUGAGGGGUGCAGAGAGACAGGACACCGUUUUGUCCUUCAACACUGUUGAAAGCAGUAAAGAGGUGACGGGUUCAUCCAGUACACUUCAGAGUUUCAGUAAUGCAGAUCUUGUGGAGGAUGAUGGGAUAGCAGGCGUGGAAAGAGACGACGCCUUACCUCAGUGGAAAUGUUAUGCCAAAUACAUCAGCCAUCAGCAGAUAUUACUCACUUUCCUUCCAGCAACAUUUACAGAUGUGCAUCUUUUAAUGUCAUCUGGACUGGACACCGAAGCUCCCUUCAGUAGCAGCCUGCAAGAAGAGAAGGAGACCUGUAGUCAUGACAACAGCCAAUCACAGCCAAUCAGCAGAUUAGGAAGCAAUGGUCAAGAGGAUGCAAGUCAUGCUGCUGAUGUUAAAGAUGACGUUAGCUCCACAGCGGGAUCAGAGUCAACUCUGGAAACAUCUAAAGAUCAAACAAGCAUGAGUAGAGGAAACGCAGAUGCAGGAGAGAGAGACGGCGUCCAGUUCUUGGAGCCCCAGAAGCAAGAUUGUCGAAUCACAUUCAGCCGACAGACGUCUCAGCCGAGCAGCGGUGACGCAGCUCGACCCCGCUGCCCGAUCUACAUCUACAACUGCACACUAGACUCCCUCAAAGAACAGCUCGUCCAUCCACGAUCAGGACGACAGCCCAGAGACGUCUUCUUCAGACCUCAAGAAACAGAUUGCUGGGAUUUGAAUCAGCAGCUCAAAUACAGGUCUAUUUCUCAGGAGCGCAGUAGCGCCUCCUCUUGGACUGAACUCAUGGCUCAUCCUCACAAACAUAAAGAACUUGCCAACUACUGCAACCUGCUACAAGAGCAUUACUAUCAGAGCUAUGUCAAAGGUGUAUAUCGCAGCUUGCAGCAGUCGUACAGCGUGAGCUCUCAGGACGUGUUGACGGCGAUGGAUUACUGCGAAGAGUCGCUGCAGGAGAUCGACAUCACUUCCUUCCUCCAGACUCUGUGCGGACACAUACGUGUGUUUCGUGAGAAACACGAACUACAGGGAUACGUCGAGGUUAGCAGGUCGGGCGACGUUCCCACUACCUUCAUCAUCGGCGAAGAUGAAGACGGAACCGACAGAGCAACACUCAUGUCUUCAUCCAGUGUUGAACUGGAAGACGUGAGCGAAGCGGAUUCCAGAGGAAAACUCUCUGUUCCCGCUUCCCCUCUGGCACUGGAUGAACCCAAGUCUCCCAAAAUCCCAGAAUUCCCUUUGUCUCUCCUGCAGUCCCAGCAGAAGUGUGAGGUGUACGCUGAUUUGCACAAAAUCAUACAGGAUAAGUUCAUGGAAAUUGGUGCUCAGUAUUUCAAGACUGUGCCUUCCAAUCCGCAUUAUUUCUUUUACUGCCUUCCAUCUUCCAAGAAAGAGGAGGAGUCAGACAGAGAGGGCGACAGGAGACCCAGCGAUGAGUGUGAAGUGUCUGAUGCUGAACUAGCCACAGAAGAUGAGAACGUGUCUGGCUGCUGCAUCGUCACCGAAAGUGAUACAGAUUUGGAGGUGGAGUAUCAGGAAUGUGUGAAUGGAAAAGCAGAGGAUGUUGAAGAGGAAGUUGGGGAGGGCAGGUCACCGUCUGACUCUAACACUGUGAACCAGGACGAUGAUUCCUUCAGCAUUUUGGACGGGGAUUCACUCCUGGAGCCUGAGAGACCCCAGCCGGAGAUGCCGCCUCUAUUUGUGCACCUUACCUGUUCGGUUAACAUGAAGAGCUGCCACGGCUCCAUGCCCACACAAACACUGCCCACCUGUCUGGGGGAAGUUAUUUCCUGUCUUGAGAACGCAGAGAAUCUUCAGUCUGUGGAUCUGAAUGAGUUGUCGGUGACUCUUGACAUAUUUGUGCUUACGUUACCACUGGAGAUUGAAGCCAUGCCCCCUGAUUUCUGUCACAACAGGUACACCUCAGAGAGCAGCGUGUCUCUGAAUCGCUCUCCUGGACAGCCGUCAUCUUACCGCUCAGACGAGGAGCUCAUGGGAGAUCUAGAUGGCCUGCGAGGGGUCGGUGUGGAGGGUAUGUCUGGAGAUCCUCUUUCCAAACUUCCAGUCCCUCACAAAAUGGCAGUUUUGGCCACCAUGGAUGAGAUCCGCUGGCUACUGGAAGAUGAGAUCGUCUCGGCUCUACGACACUCCUCCGUAAUCAACUCCUCCACCCUGCAGAAGGUCUCCGAUCACGUGUGCCGUUCCAGCGGCCGACCGCAGUGUUACAGCGAAGUCGUUCCUCUGCAGUUUGUGUUCGGUCCCGAACAAUCCCUGGAAAAGUUUCAAGAGGAGUUCAAGAGGCUAUCGAUUCCCGGAUACCUGCUGAACGCCGAGCAAGACAACUUCCACUACGUGUCUCUCAGUCGGCAGCGGGCUCACAGACUUCAGGCUGCUAGACAGCUGUCUCGCAUGACGACUGAAUAUUCGCAGCAGACCGACGUCUGUCCUGAGGUGGGCAAUAGAUCCACAGCGACCCUCACCACAUGUGACGAAGAACCAAUAAAAACAGAGCCAGAUGUUAAGAAUUAUCACAGAGACGGAGAUACCCAGCAGGUGUGGAACGACUCAGACCCGCGACCCACCGAGUCAUCUGAUCCUGGUCCGAUCAAACAAACAGAGGCGGAAGAGACUCAAUCUCAAAAUGCAUCCGUCCUGCAGAUGGGCAGCAGCAUGGAGCGAUCGUCCGAUCACACAUCCCCUCCUAAAACACCUUCUGCCGCCAGUUUGGCCGAGUCCAUGCAGUCCGUCACACACAGCAGUGGGAAACGGCAGCCCAGUCGAGUUCAGAGCGUGGUGUCAAGUCAAGGCAGUCUGGACUCAGAUAUGCUGGGUUAUGAUGGAGGCAGCAGUGAUUCGGAGUGUGACGGACCCACUAUGAACGAACAGGAGAGACGGACGCCCCUCAUGCCUGAUUUCUGGCUCAUCAUCAGAAUUCAUCACGACAGGGUGGAGGUCUUCUCUCACGCCAGGAGCUUCAACAGAGGAAAAGAGGAGGAAGAGGAUGAGAUCCCAGAGUUCUUGCGUCUUCAUCAGCUGGUGGUGAGGAGGAUCGGAGAAAUGUGCAGAACGGUCAACCAGCGCCUCCUACUGCAGGACCUGCAUGAUAGUCACGUGUGUCACUCACUCCUGGUGGCUGAGAGCGAGGAAGACAUCUGGAAACAUGAAUCUCUCUACAGGCCUCGCAUGACCAAUUCAGACGACUACAAUGCAGAUGAGAGCUAUCAGCCUCGGGACUACCUCGCCGCCACCAUGCAAUUCAUACCUGGGUACUUUGCUUGCGAUGUGGUUUGGAGUACCGUCAUUUACAUUCACCCGCGCCUCAAGAUGGGGCCCAACAUGGGUGUUGCACGCGCUAUGCAAGCUUUGCGUUCGGUCCUAAAUGCCUUUUGUGUGGUCAACCGUAAAAACAUGUUUGUGUAUCAGGAGCGAUCCACUAAAUCCGUCUUCUAUCUCCGACUCUCUGAGACUUGUCAGACAGGGAGAUACAGCGAUCUGGACAGAAACGUGCACGUGGUUCGCUCCGUGAGUCUGGCACGCAGCCAGGAGCCACUCGGCUCCGAGGACCUCACGGGUCCUCGCUCAUCUGUGGAAAGUUCGAGGCUGGUUGGACAAGUGGACAAACACAUAUUAUUGCUGGUCCACGGCGUGGGGACUGCAGGUCCAGAGAUCACUGAUGAACUAGUUAAGGUUUUGAGGAAGCGUUUGGACGAAGCCACGUUGGACAUCAUCACUGUCAUGCUGGUCAGAAACUGCAAACUGACUCCUGCAGAUGUGGAGUUUAUUCAGCCUCCAGGCUCUCCUGCUACUGAAGUGAUGGAGUUCUGCCUGCCUCAGUACUGCAUGCCGUGGAUCCAGGCUGUCGCUCACUACCUCCGUCAGAACCUCCUCAUCUUCCUCCACAUACCCAAAUACACCGACAGCAACACUGUACACCACUUCAAGCAUUACUUUCACACAAGCAGUGAGAUGCCUGAUCAUGAUAUCUACCUCUACAAUAAACCUGGAGGUCAGGGUACGGGAGGAAAAGGUAUCGCCUGUAUCACUCUGUCGUUCGUGGAUGCUAAUGGGUGCCCGCUGCAGGUUCCGGCUCAGGACGGCAGCGGUCUGGCUCUCAGAGGAGACGUCUCGACCAUCUCUCUUCAACCGGAUCAGUUUGAGGCCUUGACGACCGUUGUCAAGAUGGAUUCUCCCAGCCAGAGCUCAGGUGCGGCCGUACGCGUGAGGUUUGACAUAUGGGAGCAGGGUAACAUCAGCCCCCUGCAGCUGAUGGACAGACUGAGGGCCGCCCUGCGCCACGCCCUCUGUGAUGUCAUCAUGGAGAUGCGUGUGCUGCUGAAUCCCUUGUGUCUGGAGACAUUCUGCCUGCCCGCCGCCACCCAACAGAAUGAGAGUACAGUACCCUUGAGUCUUCCUCAGUCGGACGGUAGAGAAGUGAGGGAGAGUUUUCGACGUCCCAGCGGUCCCCACGGGAUCAAAAGCAGUCCGUCCCCCAUAACCUUCAUGUCCACCCCCAGUUCCACCACAACCACAGGAAGCAGCACGCCCGAAUCCACCACGCCCACUGGAAAAACAACUCGCCGUAGCUUCUGGGAGAUGUUGAGUAAAACAGAAACUGCUGAGCUUGGCAGUCCAAAGACGACCGAUGACAUCAUACCCGAGCGAGCAGAAGACAGCCGCAUGGGCCGACGGAGACACAAGACCGAAAACGUGAAGCAACAGUGGAACCAUGAGAAAGCAAUGGCUGUGGAGCAGGAACAGGCUCAGAGGAGGCAUGUGGCUCGGCUGGAGGAGGGAGAUACAGGCACUCUUCACCAGGUCUAUCAGAAUACGUUCCUGCCCUGGGUCACCUUCAUGAACAAACUGGGUUGUCCAUCCAUCCAGUAUUGUGUAGCUGAAGUCUCGCAUCAUUUCCUCCUGCCAUCCAUCCUCACAGAGAUUGUUAAUCUGGUCAGCUCUCUGGCCAAUGACACCACGGUCAAAGUGUUUGAAAGAACCAGUUGUCCUCAGGGUGACAUCUAUGUCCCACUGUCAAUCAUUCAGCACAUCAGCCAACCUCCUGCCACCACCAGAAGCUUCAUUCUCAUUGGUCGCAACUUCAGCCAAUGGCAUUGCAGUACAGAACAAGAAGACAGUUCAGAUGACGAGAACAGUCCAGUUCUAAAUAGGUGCACACCUCAUAAGGGUCUGCAGCGAUUCGAGGCUUUGGAGCACAGUGAUUGGCUGAGCUCAGGCCAGGCUGCGAAGGGUGUGGCCCCACGUCAGCGCUUCCUAUACAUACACGUUGUCAAUAAAAAGGUGACCCUGUACACGUAUAACUGGUCAGUGGAUCUGGGCGGCUCUCUGAAUCAGGGUCUGUGCAGAUUGGUGCAUUGGCAGAACGCUCGGGCUCAUGUGGUCAACUGCUUACUGAGCCAGAAAAUGGGUCUGUUUCAUCAUUACUGCUUCUCUGAUACACCUGCUCACGAGGACCUAAAGCAGGAUCCCAACCCUUUUCUUAGUUCCACAGUCGAGGCAGAUGCUCUAUUGAGAAGUCCGGUUCCUCCGGCUCUCGGUAAGGAUCAGGGACGGUUGGGCAGCUCAGGUCGUGGUCUGCCACCUUUGGCUUUCCCCGGAGAGCUUGUGCCCUUUGAUGAAGCUCUGAGAGAUGUAAACACAGUAAGAUCGUUGACCAAUCAAGAUGGGGCGGAUAUAGUCGCCCGCCAUGGAGCACAACUUUUGGACGUCAAAGCAGUUGAGCGCAGAGAGUUGGAAAGACAACUGAAGAUUGAGAACUUGUUUGUGACGUGGCAGCAGAGAUCAGCCCAGUCCAACAUGCCAAUCUCUGUAACGGAUUUGGACACGCUGAAGCAGUCGUCUCGACUGGUCCAUUACUGCGCCACUCCACUACUCUUUGACUCUGUGUUUCGGAAACAGAUUCAAGAGGAGCAGGUCGUCCAGCCACAAAUGAAGAAAAGGCAUCGCUCCAGCGACUCCACGGCGUCCGGUAGAGAUCGCAGCUACAGUACAGAUUCGGCAGACACGCUGCCCAGUCGACUGAAGGACGAGCCGUGGCUGCAGGAGAUCUCCAGUAUGUUCAUGCAACAGUACGUUCAGUAUCUCCAGAGCACGGGCUUCAUCCUGGUCCAGGUCCGACCGCAGUCGCCCGCCCGCAGCAUUGCUCGAGCGAGAGCCGCCCUGUUGAGUUCUUUAUCUACUGAAGGCAGAUCUUCCUUCUCCUCAUUUUCAUACAAUAAACAGAAAAGUGAGGAAAGUCCCAAGCAGAGCAGUAACUCCAGCUCGACGUCGUAUCACCUGCAGAGGGCGCUGCCGGGAGGCAUCGUAUUAAUGGAACUGUCGUUUCAAGGAUCGUAUUUCUGUGUAAAGCAGUUUGCAUUGGAGUGCUCGAGGAUACCGAUGGGUCAAACGGUUAAUUCUCAGGGUUCUCUUCUCAACAAACCUCCUAGCAAGCCGUUGCCCGAGGUGCCCGUGGGCUCCGACUCUGCGCUGUCGAUGCUGUUCACCGAGGAAUGCGAUAAGGUUCGAGAUUUGAUGCACGUUCACUCGUUCAGCUACGACUUUCACCUGCGUGUGGUGCAUCAGUACCUGGUGGGAUGUCAGAUGACCCUGCGGCAAGGCUACCAGCUCACCAGCUUUCUAGAGGAUUUUAUCGCACAUCACCCCGAUAUACCCAAAUAUGGACGCAACCACGUUUUCCAGGGGAAUUUUUCGAUAUCGACGGGGAUGAUCACUGCACAUCAGCUGUAUAACUACAUCACUGAUCACGCUGGUACAUACGGGAUGAAACCCCUGCGCAUGUCUAAGGCUGCAGUUACAACCGAUAACAAAAAGGGGGCGCCAAGCUCAGACCUGCACGAGUACGCGCUGGUAGCUUUGUGGAACAGCUCUGGCUCUUACAAAGACCUCGAUGGACUACGACACCAUGAUGAUUUUGACGUGUCGUUGCUCGUGUGUCAUAACGCAACUCCGUUCGAAGAGCAGUCUGAAGGAGAGAGACACCUGCUCAAGCUGUGUUUUUACGUCAUCAUGACCAGUCAAAGGGAACUCUUCCCCCGUUUGACCGCCGAUAUGCGCCGCUUUAAGAAGCUUCCUCAGAUCCACCGUGACCCCGGUGACCUCAGCAGCCGUGUCGCCGCAGAUCGACUGGACGCGAGCAGCACUGGGGCACGGGAAUCCGAACUGGACCUCUGGGAGGAGACCCCCACCACCCCUCUCAGCCCUCCGGCCAGCCCCGAAUCGGACACCACCGAGUCCCUUCCACAUCCGGGUCAGAGCGAGGACUUUCACGGGCUCUUCUACCUGUCUCCGCUCUUUCCUCUGCUAAACUCCGAGGUGAUGUCUGCACGGCGACAGAUUCAGAGCAGCGUGGAGCAGGCCAUGGGUCACUGCCGCAGGGAUAACCUCUGGAGGAGACUGUUUCACGGGGAACAUUUGGCUCUGGAUAAGCUGAAACUCAGCAGGCUGGCCUUCAGUGAGCUGGAGGAGCUGCUUUAUGCUGUGCAAAGCAAAUCUAUCGCUGAGAUCGACCCGCAGCUGGACUGUUUUCUGAACAUGAGUCCCAACUGGUACCAGACGCUCAUCAAAGUUCUGCUCACACGCUUCCCACAAAACUGCAGGCAUUUUAAAGAUGACGGCGGGAUUCAAUAUCUGGCUGUUCUGAACCAGAAGUUCACCGACUGCUUCGUGCUGGUGUUCCUCGAUGCCCAGGCAGGAAAAACUAGUUUAAAGGUGGUUUUCCGAGAGCCGUUACCAGCUCCGAGUCAGUCGAGCAGCAGUCCUCCACCACAGCUGGUCUCCAUGUACCAUCAUCUGGAGUCCGUCAUCAAUACGGCAUGUUACAACCUCUGGACGGGUCUACUGUAAACCUCCUGUAUGUCCUUCAGAUCUCCGUCAAUCACCUGCAGGCUAAAUAACACCGCUUAACUAAAGUGGAGAUCCGCUCGGAUUGGGCCGCGAGCCGCCUUCAGGUCACAGACUGAGACCGAAUGCAUCUUGCGUGUUAAAUGUGCGUCGGCCGGGGUGCUGCUGUUUAAGCAAUUAAAUCGCCCACGUUUUGCACAGAAAAGCAACUAAAUGGUCUGCCCUGUUGAUUGGAGAGGGCGAUUAUCCGGUGGGUGUAUGAAAGUGCUUUGCCAAAACCACACUUUCUCCUUAUGUGCAUCUACCUGUGUGUUUUUGUGUUGUAUUUCAUCUCUCUCAUCAGUUGCUGAUGUUACUGUAGAUCUCGUUCAGAUAAACCGGCUGCAUAACGCAUUACGCUACGUUAUUAUCUGUACUGCCGUUUUAUCAUCCUAGAAGUGCCUUUAUUUGUAUUUCUUGCUGAUGCGUGUUAGUGUAUUGACAGCACUACAUCGGUGACGUGCAUGAUGCAUGAAGGAAACCAAAUGUAUUGGGCUGUUUUUAGCUCCUGUAAGUCAAAAACUGCAGAAGUGAAUGAAGAGAUGUAUUUUAUUGUUUUCUGUAAGCACACUGGACUCAUGAUGUACAAACACUGAUGUGAAACGUUCAGGUGAAAGUAAUUCAUUGAAUAUGUACAUGCUGUAUAUACAGAUAGAUUUGUAACAGUAAAUCUUAAGUUAAAAUGUGA